AUGCCCAUCAUCAAUGCUGAUACCCCGCCCUCAACCGCCGACACGCACUACGUCGUCUACUUUGCGUCUGGUGAGCCGUCCUGGUGUCCUGAUUGCCGAAAUGCUCUCCCGGCUCUCCAGAGUGUCUUUGGGGCAGACUCAGCGCCUUCGGCAACUGUAAUUCUCGCCGGUACCCGAGAGGAGUGGAGGAACCCAAGCAACAAGUGGCGCGGUGCACCUUACAACAUCAACUGUCUUCCAACUAUCGUAAGGGUGGAAAAUGGACAGGAGGUUGCACGCCUUGGAGACGUUGAGGGCCAGCAGGAGUCGGCUUUAAGAAAACUGAUUGCUUGA
Trichoderma aggressivum f. europaeum is the source of this 333-nucleotide messenger RNA. RefSeq lists its product as uncharacterized. Gene Ontology annotation, cellular component: cytosol. Gene Ontology annotation, molecular function: protein-disulfide reductase [NAD(P)H] activity. The record is from RefSeq and is a predicted model, not a curated record. NCBI's taxonomy places the organism in Eukaryota, Fungi, Ascomycota, Sordariomycetes, Hypocreales, Hypocreaceae. The coding region runs from base 1 to 333 and encodes 110 amino acids. The transcript has 2 exons.